AGGGGAGUGAGCCCCUGGUGCCACAGCGUGCACUGGUCAUGCUGUGCUGGGCUGCACCAUGCCAUGCUGGGCUGUACCACGCCGUGCCAGGUUGCACUACGCCAUGCCAGGCUGCACCACGCCGUGCCGGGCUGUACCACAAUGUGCCAGGCUGCACCACGCCACGCAGCACCUAUCCCUGUGUUCACUGGCUAUGCCGUGCCAGCCACACCGUACCGCACCGCGCAUCCCAUGCCCAUGCCAGGCUGCGUUUUGCCGGCUGUGCCAUGCUGCCUUGCCCGUGCCAGGCUGCACUCUGAAGGCUGUGCCGUGCCAAGCUGCACCGUGCUGCCCGUGCCAUGCCGCACCACGCUGCCUGUGCCGCGGUGCACCUUGACGGCCGUGCCGUGCCAUGCCGUGCCGUGCCGUGCCGUGCCAUGCCGCGCCGUGCCACCCUGCUGCGGUGCUGCCCAUGUCGAGCUGCACCGCGCUGGCCCCUCGCAGUGAGGAAGUGAAGCCGGCGCGAAGGGGAAGUUGUUGGAAAGUCAGACCGGAAUGGCUGAUAGGGAAGGCAGAGCUGGGCUUGGUCGCAGAUGGUUCCUGUUGGGGAAGGACACGGGCGCAGCUGCCCGGCCUCCCCCCACCCGCCGCAUUAUCACUGCCCGGCAGCUGUUCACCUUCCCCCUCACCAUGGGACACGGCGCUGCUGCCACCCCGGCCCCGGCGGUCACAUGAACGGCCCUCGCGGCAGGGCAGGCACCGUUCGGGCAGGACGCCCCGCGCCGCACCACACCACACCGAGCCCGACGGCGCUCAGCAUCUCCUUACCCGGCGUGGGGACUCGUGCCUGCCCCAGAAGUGGGCUGGCUGUGCCAGGCACUGCUGACCUCGCACCCCUGGGAUGCCCGGGGGUCCCCCCAAACCCGACAGCCACCCCUCUUGUACCAGGGCACCGGGCAGGACCGUCCAAGAUCCCGCGGCGAAGCGGGCCGCCACCAUGCCCGACUCGCCGGCCGACGUCAAGACGCAGCCCAGGUCCACGCCGCCCAGCAUGCCGCCACCGCCGCCAGCCGUCACGCAGGGAGCCACGCGCCACCCCUCCUUCACGCCCAGCACCAAUCGAGACGCUGGCCCUCCGACGUUUCUGCCUCGCGGCCGUUUUCAUGGUUGCUUGAAAUGGUCGAUGGUCUGUCUUUUGAUGAACGGCAGCAGCCACUCGCCCACCGCCAUCAACGGGGCCCCGUCCACCCCCAACGGCUUCAGCAACGGGCCGGCCACCUCCUCCACCGCCUCCCUCUCCACCCACCAGCUCCCGCCGGCCUGCGGCGCCCGCCAGCUCAGCAAGCUCAAGCGCUUCCUCACCACCCUGCAGCAGUUCGGCAACGACAUCUCGCCCGAGAUCGGGGAGCGGGUGCGCACCCUCGUCCUGGGGCUCGUGAACUCCACGCUCACCAUCGAGGAGUUCCACGCCAAGCUCCAGGAGGCCACCAAUUUCCCGCUGCGGCCCUUCGUCAUCCCCUUCCUGAAGGCCAACCUGCCGCUGCUGCAGCGCGAGCUGCUGCACUGCGCCCGCAUGGCCAAGCAGAGCCCGGCGCAGUACCUGGCCCAGCACGAGCAGCUGCUGCUGGACGCCAACGCCUCCUCUCCCAUCGACUCCUCCGAGCUGCUCCUGGAGGUCAGCGAGAGCGGCAAGAGGAGGACACCAGACAGGACCAAAGAGAACGGUUUGGACCGCGACCCCCUGCACCCCGAGCACCUCAGCAAGCGGCCGUGCACCAUGAGCCCCGCGCAGCGCUACAGCCCCAGCAACGGGCUGAGCCACGCGCCCAACGGGCUGCCGCCCCCCGCCGCCCCCCUGCCCCAGCACUACCGCCUCGAGGACAUGGCCAUGGCGCACCACUACCGCGACGCCUACCGCCACGCCGACCCCCGGGAGCUCCGCGAGCGCCCGCGGCCCGCCGCGGUGCACGGGGCGCGCCAGGAGGAGGUGAUCGACCACCGGCUCACCGACAGGGAGUGGGCGGAGGAGUGGAAGCACCUCAACAACCUGCUGAACUGCAUCAUGGACAUGGUGGAGAAGACGCGCCGGUCGCUGACGGUGCUGCGGCGGUGCCAGGAGGCCGACCGCGAGGAGCUCAACCACUGGAUCCGGCGCUUCAGCGACGCCGAGGACAUGAAGAAAGGCAGCCCCCCCUCCGCCCGCCCCCACAACAGCUCCUCCAGCUCCGAGGCACCCCAGUUAGACGCUCACCGGGACUUCGCACCGCGGCCCCUCUCCGGUUACAUGCCCGAGGAGAUCUGGAGGAAGGCUGAAGCUGUGAACGAGGUGAAGCGUCAGGCCAUGUCCGAGCUGCAGAAGGCCGUGUCGGACGCCGAGCGCAAAGCCCACGAGCUGAUCACGACGGAGCGAGCCAAGAUGGAGCGAGCCCUGGCCGAGGCCAAGCGCCAGGCUUCGGAGGACGCCCUGACCGUCAUCAAUCAGCAGGAGGACUCGAGCGAGAGCUGCUGGAACUGCGGGCGCAAAGCGAGCGAGACCUGCAGCGGCUGCAACACCGCCCGCUACUGCGGCUCCUUCUGCCAGCACAAGGAUUGGGAGAAGCACCACCACGUCUGCGGGCAGACUCUGCAGGGGCUGCCGGCCCCCGCCACCGCCCCGACCGCCGGCGUGGGGCUGCCGGUGGGCUCGGCGCAGCCCGAGGGGGUGCCCCCCAUGGCCAGCAGCCCCAGCGAGACGGGCUCGGGGGCCGCGUCCCGCGCCGGCACGCCGGCCACCCCGGCCCCGCUGGAGAGCGCGUCCCGCUGAGCCGCCCCCCGCCCCCCCCCCCGCUGCCGCCGCCGCGGCGCGCCAAAAGAACCAGACUGCACUCGAUGCAAUUUCCUCAGCUACCUGACUCGUGUGACCUCCAAAACGACCUCUCUAUCUCUCACAAAUAAUCCUCACGGAUCCUCAAACUGGGCUUUAAGUGGAGUUUAAGGCAAACGCCGGUCUUCUCUGUUCUCUCUUCGGUCUUUGUUUUGGCUUUUUUUUUUUUUUUUUUUUUGGUUGGUUUUCUAGCGUUUGGGGGAUUGCUGUUCGUUGCUACCGGGUGGUUGUUUUUUUGUUUUUUUUUUUUAAAUAUAUAUAUUUUUAUAUUUUUAUUUUUCUCCUCCUUUCCGGAUGAGGGGUUUGCCGCAGGCUGGCCGCGCCAUGCCGUGGGGAGAGGCCAGGCUGGCGGCGGUGCUGCCCAGGAGCUCGCUCACAGGAGGAAGGAAAUUUCUUUUCUUCGUCUCUCUCUCUCUUUUUUUUUUUCUUUUUUUUUU
This is a messenger RNA of Cygnus olor (mute swan), 3279 nucleotides long. It is a transcript of the gene CBFA2T3, whose product is annotated as CBFA2/RUNX1 partner transcriptional co-repressor 3. Gene Ontology annotation, biological process: negative regulation of DNA-templated transcription; DNA-templated transcription. Gene Ontology annotation, cellular component: nucleus. The transcript has 12 exons. Gene Ontology annotation, molecular function: transcription corepressor activity. The record is from RefSeq and is a predicted model, not a curated record. NCBI's taxonomy places the organism in Eukaryota, Metazoa, Chordata, Aves, Anseriformes, Anatidae. Bases 881 to 2782 code for a protein of 633 amino acids.